This is a messenger RNA of Sclerotinia sclerotiorum 1980 UF-70, 225 nucleotides long. RefSeq lists its product with no specific name. Lineage: Eukaryota; Fungi; Ascomycota; Leotiomycetes; Helotiales; Sclerotiniaceae. The transcript is spliced from 3 exons. The record is from RefSeq and is a predicted model, not a curated record. The coding region runs from base 1 to 225 and encodes 74 amino acids.
AUGACAAUGAUUAUGAAGCUAAAGUGGUACUGUCUCUGGAUUGAAGCUGUCGAAACUGAGUGUUUAGAGUUAGGCUCCGACCUAAGUGCUACUGCACAUUCGCCAAAUAUCCAUUGUACCACACCGCGUCGCAAUCCUCCCAACGGUCUUCCACUCAUCCAUAGACAAGACGGACUGCGUGAGAAACAAUUCUAUGCCUUCUCCGGGUUUCUGAUCAACAAAUGA